Cuscuta epithymum is the source of this 885-nucleotide messenger RNA. NCBI's taxonomy places the organism in Eukaryota, Viridiplantae, Streptophyta, Magnoliopsida, Solanales, Convolvulaceae. The record is from the annotation of a GenBank genome assembly.
UAGCUGUUUUCGAAGCAAAACCAUCACUUAAAUCAUUAUACUCUAUCUUGUAGAGAGCUUCAUUCACAAUUUGAUAUCAUUGUCAAACCAUUGAGUCUUUGUUGUGACAUAACACACGUUUUAGAAUAUGAACUAAUACACAAUAGAUAGAAAAAGCAACCUAUAACUAAUACAUGUAGAGAAAUGGUUCCAGAUAGGAGUAAAAUUGAUGGUCUAUACCUAAAUAGGAGUUAAAUGCUUUUAACUCCUAAAUAGGACUUAAUUUACCGUCUCUUCCAGAUUUGCCCCUACUCUUUUAUUUUAAAUGCUCCGUGUCGACAACUUCUCGUCCAAGGCUUUUCUUCUUUCGUGUGGACAAACAGAGUACACGAUGUUACGGUGGCGCACCAGCGACAGACCGGCGAUGCGGCGGCGGAGGAAGGCUCUGGUUGUACAGCUACUCGUCGGCAAUGCGGCAGCGGUGGUCGAAGACAUAGCUUGGCUGUACGACUGCUCGCUGGCGAUGGGAUGGAGAUAUGACAGCUCGGCAUGGAAGUCCUUCUCCUCCUUUUUUCAAUUGCAGAAACGUAUGGAUCCAAUGUUGAUAGGGAUUGAUAAGCUUGGUCUCUAUUUUCCAAGAAGAAACGGUCCCGGGAUGUCCCCUUGCAGCUUGGGAUGGCAGGUGAUGGGGGAAUUGCUGGAGUUCCUCAGUUUAAGGCGGGAAGAGGCGCUGGAGAGAUUCAUGGCGGACAUAAUUUUUUAUCCACUUACAACAUACGUAUUUAGUUUGAUUUUUGUUUCAAUUUCUUUCCCAAAUGUUCCAGAUCUACACCGUGAUUCAUCCACUUCUAUUUGUUUCUCCUAUUCUGCUGGUAUUGACAUUGGGAAUAAAGGAGAUAAUGUCAU